CAUCGUAGAUCGCCAUCGCCGCCGCCACUGCUGUGUGUACUGUGUACUGUGCUCUCUGCUGUUGGCUCGUUGCCUCAAAGAUCCGAAUGUAUAUUAAUACUAUUAAAAGAAAGUAGUGAUAGCCACUGUCUCAGUAUCAAAUUGGCCCUUGUAAACAUCGAACGGAGAACAAACGUUCCUCUAAAAUUUCAAUUUUGUGCUACAAACAAAAAUAAACCGUUUUCUCAAUCAACUUUAAUAGUUAUAAAUUCGGGAAAACCCAAAAAAAAAACAACGACCGAUAUAAACAUUAUUUUUUCAACCCAUUUUUCGUCUACAUUUCUGUUCUCUUAUAUACCAUUUUCGGUUUUCCAAUCGAAAAACACAGACCAAACCUUGUGUGAAACGAACUUGAAAAAAAUAUGUGUCAGUGAUUUGAUGUAAAAGAAAAAUUCAUUCAUUCAAAAAAGAGUUUAUCUUUCACAUUUCAAAGUUUAAAAUCGAAUUUAACGUGCUAAGCCAAGUGGAUUUUCAUUUUUGAGUUGUGAAUUUUUUCUCCAUUGAGAAAAAAGAGACAAAUUAAUGAACACACACGUUCGAUGACGGCUGAAUUCGAUUCGAUAACAUAAAAGAAACUUAAAUUUGUUUUUUUUUUCCUUCUAUAAAACACAUAUUCAAAUUAAGCGCUUGUGUGAGUUGACGACAACUUGUGUAUUGGCGCAAAUAAUUGAAGCAAAAUGACCGUCGAAUUGGAUAUUGUGGAGCGGAAAAACGAGGAAAAUCUGAAAUUAAGCAAACAAAUGUUGGAUACAAUGAAAAAAUUGAAUAUAGAUGAAAAUGAACCGAUCGCCCCAAUCACACCGACCAUCGAUGCUGACUUGGAUACCACAACUACAACAAAUAAUACCGCCGCAACAGAACUACAGCGUUUCUAUGCUGGAAAAAAUGUGUUCAUCACCGGUGGAACAGGUUUUUUGGGAAAAACACUGAUCGAUAAAUUGCUACGUUCGUGUCCGGGUGUGGAGAAUAUUUAUUUGUUGGUGCGUAAGAAAAAGGGUCUUGACAUUCAUACGCGUCUCGAAAAAAUUUUCGACGAUAACGCGUUUGAACGAUUACGUGAAACGGUACCGAAAUUUCGACAUAAGAUUGUUGCGCUCGAAGGUGAUUGUGCGCUUGCUGGAUUUGGAUUGAAAAUUACCGAUCGACAAACGCUUCUUUCCAAUGUCAACAUUGUCUUCCAUUGCGCUGCUACAGUUCGUUUCGAUGAGAAACUUCGACUAGCACUCAAUAUCAAUGUUCACGGAACACGAGAAUUGCUCGAGCUAUGUACACAUAUGGAACAUUUGCAGGUGGUGAUGCAUGUUUCGACCGCAUAUUCAAAUUGCCAUUUACGCUUCAUUGAGGAAAAAUUUUAUAAUUAUCCAUUUCAUUUUGACGAUCUAUCUCGUAUGAUUGAAAAAAUGGACGACAAAGCGCUCGAUAAAAUAACACCAACUCUACUGGGUAAAUGGCCAAAUACAUAUGCAUUCACAAAGGCAAUGUCUGAGGAUUUGAUUCGAAUGAAUGGCAAAAAUCUGCCGCUUGGCAUGUUUCGUCCAGCUAUUGUUACAUCAUCUGUACGCGAACCAGUUGUUGGUUACAUUGAUAAUUUGUAUGGGCCAACGGGUGUUGUGGCCGGUGCCGGCACAGGCCUAUUACGUACCAUGCACUGUAAUCCAGAUAUGAGCGCAAACAUUGUACCCGUUGAUAUGACCGUUAAUGCGCUCAUUGCCAGCGCAUGGGACGUUGCUACAAAUAAUAAAGAUGCAUGCAUUGCUGAAGAUAUUCCAAUUUACAAUUAUGUUUCUUCGGUUGAAAAUCCAUUAACAUGGGGCCAAUUUACCGAUCAAAAUAUUCGGAAUGGUUUUGAUUAUCCAUUUUCAACGUGCUAUUGGUAUGUUUCAUUCCAUAUGCAUAAAACCGCAUUCAUGAAUCGCAUCUAUAUGGUAUUUUUGCAUUUGCUGCCCGCUUUAAUAUUUGAUUUAUACCAAAAAGUUACUGGAGGACAGGAAAAUCUACUCAAAUUCUAUAAAAAGAUCCACAAAUUUUCCAGCGUUAUUUCAUUCUUCUGCACAAACGAAUGGAUGUUCACAAAUUCGAAUGUGCAACGUUUGUGGCGAAAAAUUGGUCGUCGAGAUCAAGAAUUGUUUGAUUUUAAUAUUCGAAAUGUUGAUUGGGAAGAAUAUUCGUAUCACUACAUCAAAGGAAUGCGUUUAUACUAUUUCAAGGAUGAUUUGUCAACGGUCGAUGCUGCGCGGAAGAAGUGGAGAAAAUACUUCUUGUACCACCAGAUCAUAAAGACCCUGUUUUAUGGUAUUUCGGCUUUCGUUGCACUGUACACAGUUUGGGCGGUUUUUUCACAUUUCUUUUAUUAAUUGAAAGUUAGUUGUGAUGAAAUGGCUUUUUAUAGUUAAAAAAUAAUUUCAACGAACAAAAUCUAAAGUAAAAUUAAAUAUUAGUUUUUAAGAACAAUAUAGUAAUUCAAUAGUUGAUAUACAUGCAUACCCACACACACGCUCAUACGCCCACAAUAAGGAAACACACAUAUUCGAAAUAAGACUAUGACUUUGUACGAUGGGAACUAGUAUCGUAUAUUCCCCAUACAAAUUAAUUUUAUCGAUUCUACGAACACGACAUCUGUUAAAAAAGAUACCGAUUUUUGUUACUACUGUUGCUUUGACACAGCUCGAGCGAACUAUGGCUGUAUUACAUACGAACUAAUACAAAAGAACACACAGACUCCGAUCCUGUGUAUGCGUAUGUAUUGUAAAUUUUGCACAAGCAGCUACGAUUGACGACUGAGUGCAGAAUUUGUAAUACAUACGCAUACACAGAAUCGGAGUCAGUGUGUUCCUUUGUACGUUUACAGUUUACACGAGCUGUAUUAAAACACCACUAGUAACAGAAAUCGGCGAGUUUUUUAGUAGAUGUCGUAUUGGUGGAAUCGAUAAAGAAAAAUCUACGAUAUUAGCGCUCAUUGACUUUGUAUUACAUUUUAGGAACGAUUUGCUUUCAAUAAUUUGAUUAUUGUUAAAAAUGUUUGUUUUCGUACGCAAAAAUUCAGAUUUUGUAAAUUACACCAUUUAAAGAAAAAAAAGUUAUCUUAAAAUUCGGCUAAAUCCGAAGCUCUGAGCAGACAAAAAAAAUAUUUUGCAAAAUCCCCGAAUUUGAUAUAAACCAUCUUAAUCGUAUAAAUUAGAAUAAGUUUUUUUGAUUAAAAAAACAACAACACAA
Messenger RNA from Contarinia nasturtii (swede midge), 3252 nucleotides. Its product is annotated as fatty acyl-CoA reductase wat-like. Gene Ontology annotation, biological process: long-chain fatty-acyl-CoA metabolic process. The coding region runs from base 717 to 2393 and encodes 558 amino acids. Gene Ontology annotation, cellular component: peroxisome. NCBI's taxonomy places the organism in Eukaryota, Metazoa, Arthropoda, Insecta, Diptera, Cecidomyiidae. The record is from RefSeq and is a predicted model, not a curated record. Gene Ontology annotation, molecular function: alcohol-forming very long-chain fatty acyl-CoA reductase (NADP+) activity. The transcript has 8 exons.